Arabidopsis thaliana (thale cress) is the source of this 1558-nucleotide messenger RNA. It is a transcript of the gene JAZ1, whose product is annotated as jasmonate-zim-domain protein 1. Bases 448 to 1209 code for a protein of 253 amino acids. The transcript is spliced from 3 exons. Gene Ontology annotation, cellular component: nucleus; plasma membrane. Lineage: Eukaryota; Viridiplantae; Streptophyta; Magnoliopsida; Brassicales; Brassicaceae. The record is from RefSeq and is marked reviewed.
AUCACGACGAGAAUUAUGCCUACGUUACGUUGAUAAUAAAGAUUAGAGAUAAAAUGCUCGUGAAGGAGGGCAAACUCGUAAUUUCAAAGAAACGGAAAGCGUCAGAACGUGGAGAACAGUGAACCGAGACACAUUCCCGAUUUUUCUAAAGAAACAAAAUAAAACACGUGUUUUUUAUACCAUAAGUAAAGUAGUAGUAUUUAUUAAACUAUUAAUAUAUAGCUUUGUUAUAUUGGAGGUAGGAAGAAGAACUCUGCAACCAAACCAACCAACCCCAAAGCCAAACAAAGUUUUAUAGAGACCUUCCAUUUCUCCCUCUCGUGACAAACGCAAUUUGCAGAGAAGCAACAGCAACAACAAGAAGAAGAAGAAAAAGAUUUGAGAUUACUUUGUAUCGAUUUAGCUAUUCGAGAAACUCUUGCCGUUUGAAAGUUUUAAUUGUUAAAGAUGUCGAGUUCUAUGGAAUGUUCUGAGUUCGUCGGUAGCCGGAGAUUUACUGGGAAGAAGCCUAGCUUCUCACAGACGUGUAGUCGAUUGAGUCAGUAUCUAAAAGAGAACGGUAGCUUUGGAGAUCUGAGCUUAGGAAUGGCAUGCAAGCCUGAUGUCAAUGGAACUUUAGGCAACUCACGUCAGCCGACAACAACCAUGAGUUUAUUCCCUUGUGAAGCUUCUAACAUGGAUUCCAUGGUUCAAGAUGUUAAACCGACGAAUCUGUUUCCUAGGCAACCAAGCUUUUCUUCCUCAUCUUCCUCUCUUCCAAAGGAAGAUGUUUUGAAAAUGACACAGACUACCAGAUCUGUGAAACCAGAGUCUCAAACUGCACCAUUGACUAUAUUCUACGCCGGGCAAGUGAUUGUAUUCAAUGACUUUUCUGCUGAGAAAGCCAAAGAAGUGAUCAACUUGGCGAGCAAAGGCACCGCUAAUAGCUUAGCCAAGAAUCAAACCGAUAUCAGAAGCAACAUCGCUACUAUCGCAAACCAAGUUCCUCAUCCAAGAAAAACCACAACACAAGAGCCAAUCCAAUCCUCCCCAACACCAUUGACAGAACUUCCUAUUGCUAGAAGAGCUUCACUUCACCGGUUCUUGGAGAAGAGAAAGGACAGAGUUACGUCAAAGGCACCAUACCAAUUAUGCGAUCCAGCCAAAGCGUCUUCAAACCCUCAAACCACAGGCAACAUGUCGUGGCUCGGUUUAGCAGCUGAAAUAUGAAUGCUAACCACCCUCAAGCCGUACCAAGAAAUUCUUUUGACGACGUUGCUUCAAGACAAGAUAUAAAAGCUCCUAUCUUCAUGCUUUUUGAUUUAAGAUACAAACUACUCAAUGAUUAGGAAACUUCAUAUAUUUGUAUGUAUUGAUUAGUGAUCAAUUAUUGUUAGUAUUCGUUAUAGUCUGUUUUUCUACUAGUUAUUGUCGCCUGUCUAAAUCCCCUUGCUAUGGGUUAUCUCAAAAUUAGUUUCGUAUGUAACUAAUUUUGUAAGAACAAUAAUUUUUGUUGACGAACCAUACUAUCAAAUACUCUAAAUUAUAUCUUGAUAAAUCUACCUAUCAGGUAAGUAGG